Messenger RNA from Porites lobata, 24834 nucleotides. The record is from the annotation of a GenBank genome assembly. NCBI's taxonomy places the organism in Eukaryota, Metazoa, Cnidaria, Anthozoa, Scleractinia, Poritidae.
AUGGCGGACAAAACGAUGGAUGACAUCUUGUCUCUACUUUGCAGUCAUACCAAGUUAGAAAGAGACAAGGGACUACAAGUUUUAGAAGAAAAGUUAAAGGACACUUCAGAUUUUUCAUCUGAUUCUCAAAGAGUGACCGAUUUCCAAAAUUCGCUGGCUUCGUUGGUUGAUUCAACCGAUCGCGGCUGGGAAGCAAAGCAUGGAGGAUUGAUCGGAUCCAAGGUUCUUAUACGAAACAAUCUUGGGUCUGAUGACUUUACGGAGGCCCUUCGAAAACAAGCUUUACGUUUAAUGCACGAUGACGAAGCUCGAGUAAGGAUUGCUUCAGGUGAAACAUUAUUUUCUGUAGAUCGUAGACUUCACAAGGACACUGCAUAAUUUGUUCUCUUGUUCGCUGUCAAUUUGCUGCAAUUUGAUUGCCAGCAAAAGAGCAAUAAAACAUCAUUCUAACAUUUGAAAUAUAAAAAAUGAUGAUCAGUUGUAAAAUUAUUCAUCCUCUGGUCUUAAUCCAGAAUACCACAUCUUUAAAGUUUGAAAAAAUUAAUUCUGUUGUUUGUAACAGUGCCAUAGUAAAAAUGUGGAGUUAAAACUCCCUCUCCAGGGUAAUCAUUUUGCUUGUCUUGCAAUCAAUAGGAAACUUAAGGUAACAAGAAUCAUAUUGUAACAUUUCUUCUUUUCCAAUUAUGAGAACAAAAUGUCAGCAAAUAUUUUAGAAAUAAAAAAAAAUCGGUGGUUGAAAUUUUUUUACUAUUUUAAAGGUUCUUUUUUAAAUUUACAGGUGAAACGCUUGGUGCCCUUUGUACAAGGAAAGGACCAGACAUUUAUGUAGCUUGCCGGGAAGAAAUUUUGAAAAGCGUCAGUGAUAAUCUCGAAAGAAAGUUGCCUGACUCUGAGGAGUUGACUGGAGGACUGAUGCAUAAGUUGACUGGUGGAGAAAAUGAUACAUCACAAGAAACUGUAAGAAUUCAAAGGCUUAGGAUGUUAGUGAUAGAUUUGUCAUCAGUUGCUCUCUCUACCUCUCUAUAUAUAUGUUGUCUCAGUAGUUAAUUUUUUAUUUCAGUUAAUUUUUAUUUUUCCAUUGUUAUGUUUUUGGGCAUGGUAAUGUAUGCUAACGAAUUUAAAACAAAAGAAAAACAAAAAUUAACUGGAAGAUAGUAGUUUACUUUUCUCUUCAAGCGUGGGCAAGAGAGUCACUAUUUAAGGGGUUGCCUGGAAUAAAGCCAUAAUUGCCUUACCGGUAUAAUAGAUUCUCAGAUUUCUUUUGUAUGCUUGGUAUUUGAGUAAGAAUUAUAAUAAUAUUGUCAAUGUUUAGAUGGAGAGGGGGCUAUGGGCUCUGGUGUGGCAUUUGAACACUCCCUUUGUCCCCUCUCUGGGGAUGUUGAUUACAAAUUUUGCCCCAAACUGUGGUUUUGAUAACCCCACAAAAGUAUAUUUUAUCAAAUUUAAACUAUUUUCCAGUCCCAAAGGCUGGAAAGUUCACCAAAAAAAUGCAGACAUUGAUACCUGCAUAACCCUAUGUAAACUUACAAAAUUAUGGCGCAUGGGAUUUUGUGUUUUGGAGAUGCUUAAUCCAUCUUUCCAUAAUUCAGCAAGAAUUAAUUUAAAUUAUAGGUUUAAUUAUUACUAAUUCAUCCAAUGACCUGUUUCUUUUAAACUGAAGAUGUCAGGGCACAAAAGGACGCUUUAGAAAACCUAAUUAUCAAGAAGGAUUCUAUGGUCAACUUUAUAAGUAAUGAUCCAGGAUAAACAUGUCAAAAAUCCAAGAUUUCAUUAUCUCCAAAUCCUAAAAAUUUUAUAAAUUAUUAGGAUUUGGACAAAACGCACAUGAAAUUAUUCCCAAAUUUCACUCGUCACCAUUUGAUUACACAUACUAAUUCAUCCCAUGACCUGUUUCUAAACUGUGAUUAUGUAUGUCAUUAAUACUUUCAUUAUCUAUAGCACAAGAGAGCUGAUGCAGCUCAGAUUUUCCACGAUACGGCGGGCUGGAAGCACCUUGAGACAAGUAUGAGGUAAAUUGUAGUCAGAAACAUUGUAGGCAUAUAAAUACAGGUAUCCCUAAAACUACCAUUUAUCAACCAUUUCCGGUGUUCUCCCUAAGUUUUAGCUCAGUAGGUAAGGGACCAUUCAUGGCUGGUAAGGCAUAGAAUAUGUGGCAGGGGAGCACUUUUCUUGGGGGAGGGGGGUAGUGGAGCAAGGGAAAUGGCUUCAGCCUUGCUGUGAAAUUUAGGAGCUAAGUUCUCUGAAACGUCAUCCCCUCAUUUUAAGACCUAUUUUACAUAAAUCAGCCAUUGCUAUCUUUGGACAACAACAUUUUGAUUCCAAUAAUUUUACUUAUUUUAAUUAUACUUAUUUUAAUUAUACUUUUAAGUAUACACUUCCAUAUAUUCAUUCAUUACCUUGAUCUGAUCAGAUCACAACUUGCGUAUUUUUUAAAACAACUUAUUCAAGUUUACUUAACCUUCAAGCGGUUGUAGAUUGUAAGUAGUGUUGCCUCAGAUGGUAAAUUUUAUCGGUUACCACCUGAUAAGGAUAACACUGACUCUCAAUAACUGCAAUUCAAAGUAGACAGACUGCAAAUUAUCUUAGUUGCUAAAAAAUAUAUAUCUACGUGUCGCAACUGUUCAUCAGUAGGAUGCCUAAAAUGCGUGCAAUUCGACAAUUGGUUUCGGCUCCAUUAAAUCCUAUACUAAUUGCAGAACAUUUUAGGAGGAGCCACCCACCAUGUGAGCAAAGUCACGGACAAUGUAUAAGUGAGGAAAAUCAUGCAAAGUAAAAUUAAGAUGUUAAUAAACGAACUAAAUGUACACGUCAAUUAAAUAAAUAAACAAAUAAUGUGCACGCUCAAAAUAAAAUUGUACGCGCACACGUAACGAGAUAUUACUGAAAUACAACACUAUGCAAUAAAUAAGUAAUGUAAGGAUACGAUGGCACAAUUCAAGCCUGGAUUGCUAAUCUCAUCUCCCUCAGGCAGUGUUCUCCUUAUCAGGCAGUAACCGGUAAAAUUUACCGCCUGAAGCAACACGUCUUACUGCCUGCAACCACUUGAAGGUCUACUAAAAUUGAGUAAAUUGUUUUAAAAAAUAUGCAAGUUGUGAUCCGAUCCAAUUCUCACAAGGAAAUGAAUGAAUAUAUGGAAAAGUACUAAAGUAUACACAGCUUUUCUUUUUAUGGGCCAUGCAUUUUGGAAAGGGAACAUUGAAGACAGAGUAAAAUUAUUGGAAUCAAACGUUUUUAGAUUGUUGUCUUAAGAUAACAAUGUCCAAUUUGCAUAAAAUAGGUCUUAAAAUGAGGGAGUGACAUUUCAGAGAACUUAGCUCCUAAAUUUCCCAGCUAGGGUGGGGCCAUGUCCCCUCACUCUACAAACCCCUCCCCCCAACUUCCUCCCCCCCCUAAGAAAGUGCACCUCCAGCACAUACUUUUUGCCUUACUGGCCAUGAAUGAUACCUUACCUGCUAAGCUAAAAUUUAGGGAGAACACUGCUCAGGGCUGCACCAUACUUCUCGACGAUAAGACCAUGGCGACUGAAUAAUUUAUUAAAUGAUUUCUGAAGUAGAUUGGUUUCAAAGCCUUGCUGUCUGAGUCGUAAUGAAAGUCCACGGAGUCUUAUUGAUGAAGUCAACUUUGGACGUGCAAAUUCUAGCAUAUCUCACCAGUUGAGAUAUAUAAACACCGUAAGCUGGAUUGGCGGGAAUGUUGCUGUCCAUAUGAGGAAAGUUGACAAUCCGAAAUGCAAAGUCCUCUUUCUUAUCAUAGAUGCUGAUACGGAAAGGUGUGUUGUCGCCAGUCUUGAUUUUAGUGUCGAGAUAACACACUUCAGUAGAUGAUGUGGAAGUGUCCUUAAGUUCCAAUUCCGACGGGUAAAUUGUGCUGAUGUAAUUUCCAAAGUCCACAUUGUUAGCACUGACUUGUCACUAAGAUACUCUUAAUGCUCAAAUUAGCACCCACAACACCUGUGUCAAAAGACACUUAUUUGAAGAAAGCAAUAAUUCAUUCUUCAGAGUUUUAGCCUGGAGGUGGCACUUGUCUUUGUUUUAAAUGAACAAAAACUGGCAUUUAAGGCACUUUAUGCUCUUCACUGAUUUUGUUUUGCAGAUGUCUGCAAUCUGUUAUAGAGGGAUGUGGCAAAGCCUUUAAUGAGCACAUCACUCAGAAUCUGCUAGACCUGAUCUUUCAAGCCCUAAAUCACACAAAUAGAUUUGUAAGAGAAACUGGCUACCAGCUUUGUGGAUCUUUGGUGCGGCUGGGAAGACCAGAAGGUACUAAUAAUCCUUUUUUUCAUUUUGUUCUGUUUUUACCAGCAGUUAUUCUUGCUCUCAAAACCAAUUCAUACAGUUGAAUAAAUAUGCAAAAACCCUUGGGAAGCUAUCCAAUUACAGGCAGAAUGGCAUCAUUAGGAAGGUGAUUCAAAUGGGGGUUUUUCAACGUGGCCAUUACAUAAAGAUGAGGUUUCAAGUCCAUUGUUUACAGGUAGCUCUUUGAAACUUCUUGAAUUUGAGGGAGAAAUUUCAUCUCUCCAUCGCAAUUUCCGUUUUUCUACUUGAAGUCCAUUUUACGUAACCAAGAGACCAUCAUAAGCCUCACGAUUACUUGCUCUUCCAUCUCUGUUUUCCACGCAAAUUUUUGAAAGAGAGAACCUCAAAGUGCCAAAAAAACUUGAAAAAAAUUAAUUCGCCAAGUAAACUAGUUUGACAAGUUUCCACUUCUGACUAAUCAGCAACAGUGUUUCUGAAAGCAUGCAAAAAGUGGACUCAUGUCAGUGUGUCAUCCAUUCUAGUUAUGUAAGCGAGCACAUUUUAUACUCGCCCUACUCAGUGGCGGAUCCAGGGGAGGGGCCCAGGGGGCCUGCCCCCCCUGCCUCUUUAUUUUUUUGGACCAAACUGAGGCCCAAAGGGGCGGGAUAAUUUUUUGGGGGAGACUGCCCCACCCCCUCCCCCCCACACCCCACCAGGUCUGGAUCCGGCACUGCUACUGGCUCGCCAAAAUAGAGCAUGACUUGUAAAAAUGUCCUACAAUACUGCACACUAAACUGUCUAAUAAGAUAUAUAUAUAUAUCCUGACAAUUCACUCUGCAAAACAAAAGGGAAUCAGUAAUAUUAUUGGAGUAUUUUAUAAUGUCAGCUAGAUUAGCCCUGUGGCCUGAACUUAACCUUCUUGGUCUCAGUCAAUUUCAGGGUGUUCAUUAGACAUCAGAGAUUAGAGAAUUCUCCAUUAACAAUGCAGAAUUCUCCGACUAAUGUUCGGUAGCUUAUGACUAGUUUUUAUCCAGAUGUGGAGUCUCUUUCAAAAUAUUCUCCUGUAGUGUUACACCUUUCUUCUGCUACGAGGAUUCUUAGUGAAAACCAUGCAAUCCACUAAACUUCUUGUUAUAACUUCUUGUUUCUUGUUAUAUUUUAUUAUUUUCAGACAAAUUGUCAGGAGCUACCCUGUCACCAUCAGUGAAUGUGGAAAAUAAUGCUAUCCUAAAGCACGGGGAGCAGUUUGCAGACUAUCUGAAAAAAGGAUUGUCAGAUAACUGGAGCCAGGUGAGGUUUUUGUGUUAUGUUAACCUUUACAAAAUUAAUUUCACCAAGAUCACUAAGUUACCCAGUAGUUGUAUAUAAUACAAUGCAAAGACAUAGAGGAUAUUACAUGGCCGCGUGCAGAUACGAAAUUUCUCUUCGAGUCUUGACAAAUAUUUCAUGAGUGAGUGCAGCAAACGAGUGAAGAGAAAUUUUGUAUCUCCAAGGGACCAUGUAAUGUUCUAUUAAUUUUAUUAUAUAAACACCAAUGAAAUGCUGAACCAUUUUACUUAAAUAGCUUUUUGGUCUGAAAGGUGCAGUUUAUUAUGAAGCCAUAGCAAUGGUGAUAUUUUCACAUGAGAGGACAUGUUAUUUUCACAUGUGAAGAUAUCAAGUUUUCACGGGAAAGCUCACUUGGUAUUUCAUUGGUGUUUAUAAAAUAAAUUGCAUUUACAUGUAACAAUAGAAAAAUAGUUGUUCACCUUGCUCAUUUUCUUCCAGUCUUCUUUUAUACUUGAAAAAACAUCUCUUACUGCUCAAUCUUAUCCUCACUUAAGUCCUUUCUUAUUCUAAGGCUAAAAAUUAGUUAUAUUGUGCUGUGACAUUGUGUAAAGUUAAGAUUAUGUGAAAGAAAGCCUUAACAAGCCCUUAAACUCUCUGAUCUAAUGUCAAAUUCUUCCUCUGUUUUAAGAGAAUUUACAGCAGAAAGGGGAUAGGGAAUCUGCCAGUUUAUCUUGUUGUGUUAACAUGUUUCUUCUCGCACAGGUUCGUCUUGCAGCAUCAGUGGCCACACGUCAGUUUUUACAAACUUUACCAAACAGUGAAUCAAGGGAAAGAUUUUAUCCUAAAAUCUUGCCAGCAAUGUGUCUUAACAGGUUGGAUAUUACAUAGUUUAAUUUAUAGGAGAUCUUACACUUAAAAGUACAUGUACAGUGUAAAGUGGUAAAGCAAAUUAAAGUGCUGCUGUGGAUGAGUAUUUGAACUUUUUUCUUCACACAAAACAUUAAUGCCAUCACUGUCUUUACUGUAUCGUCAUCAGUCACUUGUUGACUGUCUGCCUAAAAACUGUCCCUGUACUGUUAGCUUACUAACAUAAUCAAAUGGUAUACUCGUGAAAUUAGAGAAAAAUUUCACUUGCAUUUCGACAAAACGUGUGUGAAAUUAUUCCCUAAUUUCGCUUGUCACCAUUUGAUAUGUGAUACAUCAACAUACCGACUUACAUGUAUGAUUAUAUGCUAAAACAGUGUCAUGCUGAUAUUUGACAAGCUGUGAUGCCAACUGACUAGACAAUGACAUAGUUCUUGUGUAUGAAUAAGUUUGGAGGUAGAUGUGGUCAAUGUUUUAGCAUAAAAUUAUACAUGUAUUACAUGGUCACACUUUUCAGAUACUAUGUGGCUGAAGGUGUAAGAAUCUACUGUCAACAAAGUUGGAAAAUGGUUGUUGGAACAGAAGGAAAGCAGCUAGUGGAGAAGUACAUCACUGAAAUUGUAAGUUUGCAUCUAUUGUGUGGGCUACUGCUGUGAAAAGGUAUCUUGCCAAAUUAUUAUUGUAGUAACAAGAUAGGAUCUGUGGGAGCUUUCAGGAAUCACACUUCAUUGUCAGCAAACCUAUUUUGUGGUGCCAAAAGCCAUUUCAGUUUACUAUAUUUUAGAUGUCUGGAUGCAUGUAAAUUCACUCUUCUCUGGAAGAAAUGAUAAGGAAAGUCAUUCCAAAAAAAUGAAAUGAUGUAAGGAAAGUCAUUCCAAGAAAAUGAAAUGAUAUAAGGAAAAAUAUUCCAAAAAAAUGAGUGCAUUCCUAUUUCAGUGGUAAAACAUGCCAAGCCAAGGGCAGAGAAAAUGUGGUGGAGUAUGUGGGUGGAAUAUUUAAUAAUGUCAAGGAUAAGGUGCAGAGUUUGAAUUAUGUAUUAGUUACAGUGGAUACAUAGCUAUGCCCUUAUGAAAACAUAAUAACAUAAUUAUUUCUGUCGUUGUUGGCUAGGUGGAGUUUUACAUCAGUCAAACCAAGGCCGAUAACCAUGCUGUAAGAGAAGCCGCUUGUGCUUGUAUUGCAGAACUAGGAACUAAGGUCAGUUUUUUUACCCUUAAAUUGCCUUACAAUUGCCAAAAGGUUAAUACACUUGCCAGAGAAAACACCUUUUCAAAAUUUGAAUUUAUUUUUCUUGUUGUUGAUGAUGAUGUAAUUAAAUUCAAGUUUAUUAAACUAUUGUCUACUUAAUGUUAGCACAGCAACAACUCUUUCAGUAGUAUUUCCAUGACAUCUACCUUGUUACCUUUUGUUCCCCUUCUUCCCCUGUUCCCGAUCCUGUUCUUCCUCUCUUCCCAUGUUCCCCCUGUUCUGCUGUUCCCCUUGCCCCCUUGUUUUUCCUGUUCCCCCUUUUGCCCUUGUUCUCCCUAUUUCCCUUGUUCCCCUGUCUUCCCCCCCCCUGUUCCCAUUGUUUCCCCUGCUCCCCUUGUUCCCCUGUUCACCUAUGUUCCUCCUGUUCCCCUUGUCUUCCCUGUUCCCCAUGUCACCCUUGUCCUCCCUGUUCCCCUUGUUCCGCCUCUUCCCCUGUGUUUCUCUUCUUCCCCCUGUUCGCCUUGUUCCCGUUUCCCUUUUUCUCCUGUUCCCCCUGUUUCCCUGUGUUCCCGUGUUCUCCCUCUGUUCCCCUGUUUCCCUGUUCCCCUUGUUCCCAUGUUCCCCUGUCCCCCUGUGUUCCCCUGUUCCCCUGUGUUCCUCCUUGUUCCACCUAUUUCCCUUGUUUUCCCUUCUCCCCUUGACCCCUUGUCCCCCCUUGUUACCUCUCUUCCCCCUUGUUACCCCUGUUCCCCUGUUACCCCUCGUUACCCGUUACCUCUGUUACCCUUGUUACCCUUGUUACCCCUUGUUACCCUUGUUACCCUUGUUACCCCUUGUUACCCCUUUACCCUUGUUACCCCUUGUUACCCUUGUUACCCUUGUCACCCUUGUUACCCUUGUUACCCUUGUUUUACCCUUGUUACCCUUUGUUUGUUACCCUUGUUACCAUUUGUUACCCUUGUUACCCUUGUUACCCUUGUUACCCUUGUUACCCCUUGUUACCCUAUCUUACCCUUGUUACCCUUUGUUACCCUAUGAUACCUCUUGUUACCCUCUGUUACCCUUGUUACCCUUUGUUACCCUAUGUUACCCUUGUUACCCCUUGUUACCCUAUGUUACCCUAUGUUACCCUUGUUACCCCUUGUUACCCUUGUUACCCUUUGUUACCCUUUGUUACCCCUUGUUCCCCCUUGUUACCCUUGUUACCCUUGUUACCCUUGUUACCCCUUGUUACCCUUGUUACCCUUGUUACCCUUGUUACCCUUGUUACCCCUUGUUACCCUUGUUACCCUUGUUACCCUUGUUACCCUUUGUUACCCUUGUUACCCUUGUUACCCUUGUUACCCUUGUUACCCCUUGUUACCCUUGUUACCCUUGUUACCCUUGUUACCCUUGUUACCCUUGUUACCCCUUGUUACCCUUGUUACCCUUGUUAACCUUGUUACCCUUGUUACCCUUGUUACCCUUGUUACCCUUGUUACCCUUGUUACCCUUGUUACCCUUGUUACCCUUGUUACCCUUGUUACCCCUUGUUACCCCUUGUUACCCUUGUUACCCCUUGUUACCCCUUGUUACCCUUGUUACCCCUUGUUACCCUUGUUACCCUUGUUACCCUUGUUACCCUUGUUACCCCUUGUUACCCCUUGUUACCCUUGUUACCCCUUGUUACCCCUUGUUACCCUUGUUACCCCUUGUUACCCUUGUUACCCUUGUUACCCCUUGUUACCCCUUGUUACCCUUGUUACCCUUGUUACCCUUGUUACCCUUGUUACCCUUGUUACCCUUGUUACCCUUGUUACCCUUGUUACCCCUUGUUACCCUUGUUACCCUUGUUACCCUUGUUACCCUUGUUACCCUUGUUACCCUUGUUACCCUUGUUACCCCUUGUUACCCUUGUUACCCUUUUUACCCUUGUUACCCUUGUUACCCUUGUUACCCUUGUUACCCUUGUUACCCUUGUUACCCUUGUUACCCUUUGUUACCCUUGUUACCCUUGUUACCCUUGUUACCCCUUGUUACCCUUUGUUAUCCUUGUUACCCCUUGUUACCCUUGUUACCCUUGUUACCCUUGUUACCCUUGUUACCCUUAUUAUCCUUGUUACCCUUGAUACCCCUUGUUACCCUUGUUACCCCUUGAUACCCCCUGUUACCCUUGUUACCCUUGUUACCCCUUGUUACCCUUGUUACCAUUGUUACCCCUUGUUACCCUUGUUACCCUUGUUACCCUUGUUACCCCUUGUUACCCUUUUGUUACCCUUGUUACCCUUGUUACCCUUUGUUACCCUUGUUACCCUUGUUACCCCUUGUUACCCUUGUUACCCUUGUUACCCUUGUUACCCUUUUACCCUUUGUUACCCUUGUUACCCUUGUUACCCUUGUUACCCUUGUUACCCUUGUUACCCUUGUUACCCUUGUUACCCUUGUUACCCCUUGUUACCCUUGUUACCCUUGUUACCCCUUGUUACCCUUGUUACCCUUGUUACCCCUUGUUACCCUUGUUACCCUUGUUACCCUUGUUGCCCUUGUUACCCUUGUUACCCUUGUUACCCCUGUUACCCUUGUUACCCUUGUUACCUUGUUACCCUUGUUACCCCUUGUUACCCUUGUUACCCUUGUUACCCCUUGUUACCCUUGUUACCCUUGUUACCCUUGUUACCCUUGUUACCCUUGUUACCCUUGUUUACCCUUGUUACCCUUGUUACCCUUGUUACCCUUGUUACCCUUGUUACCCCUGUUACCCUUGUUACCCUUGUUACCCUUGUUACCCUUGUUACCCUUGUUACCCUGUUACCCUUGUUACCCUUGUUACCCCUGUUACCCUUGUUACCCUUGUUACCCUUGUUACCCUUGUUACCCUUGUUACCCUGUUACCCUUGUUACCCCUUGUUACCCUUGUUACCCUUGUUACCCUUGUUACCCUUGUUACCCUUGUUACCCUUGUUACCCUUGUUACCCUUGUUACCCUUGUUACCCUUGUUACCCUUGUUACCCUUGUUACCCCUUGUUACCCUUGUUACCCUUGUUACCCUUGUUACCCCUUGUUACCCUUGUUACCCUUGUUACCCUUGUUACCCCUUGUUACCCCUUGUUACCCUUGUUACCCUUGUUACCCCUUGUUACCCCCUUGUUACCCUUGUUACCCUUGUUACCCUUUGUUACCCUUGUUACCCUUGUUACCCCUUGUUACCCUUGUUACCCUUGUUACCCUUGUUACCCUUGUUACCCUUGUUACCCCUGUUACCCUUGUUACCCUUGUUACCCCUUGUUACCCUUGUUACCCCUUGUUACCCCUUGUUACCCUUGUUACCCUUGUUACCCUUGUUACCCUUGUUACCCUUGUUACCCUUGUUACCCUUGUUACCCCUUGUUACCCUUGUUACCCUUGUUACCCUUGUUACCCUUGUUACCCUUGUUACCCUUGUUACCCCUUGUUACCCUUGUUACCCUUGUUACCCUUGUUACCCCUUGUUACCCUUGUUACCCUUGUUACCCUUGUUACCCCUUGUUACCCUUGUUACCCUUGUUACCCUUGUUACCCUUGUUACCCUUGUUACCCCUUGUUACCCUUGUUACCCUUGUUACCCUUGUUACCCUUGUUACCCUUGUUACCCCUUGUUACCCUUGUUACCCCUUGUUACCCAUGUUACCCCUUGUUACCCUUGUUACCCCUGUUACCCUUGUUACCCCUUGUUACCCUUGUUACCCUUGUUACCCUUGUUACCCUUGUUACCCCUGUUACCCUUGUUAUUACCCCUUGUUACCCCUGUUACCCUUGUUACCCCUUGUUACCCUUGUUACCCUUGUUACCCUUGUUACCCCUUGUUACCCUUGUUACCCCUGUUACCCUUGUUACCCCUUGUUACCCUUGUUACCCUUGUUACCCUUGUUACCCUUGUUACCCUUUGUUACCCUUUGUUACCCCUUGUUACCCCUUGUUACCCUUUUUGUUACCCUUGUUACCCCUUGUUACCCUUGUUACCCCUUUGUUACCCCUUUUUACCCUUGUUACCCUUGUUACCCCUUGUUACCCUUGUUACCCUUGUUACCCUUGUUACCCUUGUUACCCUUGUUACCCUUGUUACCCUUGUUACCCUUGUUACCCUUGUUACCCUUGUUACCCCUUGUUACCCUUGUUACCCUUGUUACCCUUGUUACCCUUGUUACCCUUGUUACCCCUUGUUACCCUUGUUUACCCUUUUGUUACCCUUGUUACCCCUGUUACCCUUGUUACCCUUGUUACCCUUGUUACCCUUGUUACCCUUGUUACCCUUGUUACCCCUUGUUACCCUUGUUACCCCUUGUUACCCUUGUUACCCUUGUUUACCCUUGUUACCCUUGUUACCCUUGUUACCCUUGUUACCCCUGUUACCCUUGUUACCCUUGUUACCCUUUUGUUACCCUUGUUACCCUUGUUACCCCUUUUGUUACCCUUGUUACCCUUGUUACCCUUUUUUUACCCUUGUUACCCUUUGUUACCCUUGUUACCCUUGUUACCCCUUGUUACCCCUGUUACCUUGUUACCCUUUGUUACCCUUGUUACCCCUUGUUACCCUUGUUACCCUUGUUACCCUUGUUACCCCUUUUUUCCCCUUGUUACCCUUGUUACCCUUGUUACCCCUGUUACCCUUGUUACCCUUGUUACCCUUGUUACCCCUUGUUACCCUUGUUACCCUUGUUACCCUUGUUACCCUUGUUACCCUUGUUACCCCUUGUUACCCUUGUUACCCUUGUUACCCUUGUUACCCCUUGUUACCCUUUGUUACCCCUUGUUACCCUUUGUUACCCUUGUUACCCUUGUUACCCUUUGUUACCCCUUGUUACCCCUUGUUACCCUUGUUACCCUUGUUACCCUUGUUACCCUUGUUACCCCUUGUUACCCUUGUUACCCUUGUUACCCUUGUUACCCCUUGUUACCCUUGUUACCCCUUACCCUUGUUACCCCUUGUUACCCUUGUUACCCUUGUUACCCCUUGUUACCCCUUGUUACCCUUUUGUUACCCUUGUUACCCUUGUUACCCCUUGUUACCCUUGUUACCCUUGUUACCCCUUGUUACCCCUUGUUACCCUUGUUACCCUUGUUACCCUUUGUUACCCUUGUUACCCUUGUUACCCUUUUUUACCCUUGUUACCCUUGUUACCCUUGUUACCCUUUGUUACCCUUGUUACCCUUGUUUCCCUUGUUACCCUUGUUUCCCUUGUUACCCUUGUUACCCCUUGUUACCCUUGUUACCCCUUGUUACCCCUUGUUACCCUUGUUACCCUUUUUACCCUUGUUACCUCUUGUUACUCCUUGUUACCCUUGUUAUUUCUGUUACCCUUGUUACCCCUGUUACCCUUGUUACCCUUGUUACCCUUGUUACCCCUUGUUACCCCUUGUUACCCCUGUUACCCUUGUUACCCCUGUUACCCCUUGUUACCCUUGUUACCCUUGUUACCCUUGUUACCCCUGUUACCCCUUGUUACCCCUUGUUACCCUUGUUACCCUUGUUACCCUUGUUACCCCUGUUACCCUUGUUACCCUUGUUACCCCUGUUACCCCUGUUACCCUUGUUACCCUUGUUACCCUUGUUACCCUUGUUACCCUUGUUACCCUUGUUACCCUUGUUACCCCUUGUUACCCCUUGUUACCCUUUUGUUACCCUUGUUACCCUUGUUACCCUUGUUACCCUUGUUACCCUUGUUACCCCUUGUUACCCUUGUUACCCUUGUUACCCCUUGUUACCCUUGUUACCCUUGUUACCCUUGUUUCCCCUUGUUACCCUUGUUACCCUUGUUACCCCUGUUACCCUUGUUACCCUUGUUACCCCUUGUUACCCCUUGUUACCCCUUGUUACCCUUGUUACCCUUGUUACCCCUGUUACCCUUGUUACCCUUGUUACCCCUGUUACCCUUGUUACCCCUUGUUACCCUUGUUACCCCUUGUUACCCUUGUUACCCUUGUUACCCCUUGUUACCCUUGUUACCCCUUGUUACCCUUGUUACCCCUGUUACCCCUUGUUACCCUUGUUACCCCUUGUUACCCUUGUUACCCUUGUUACCCCUGUUACCCUUGUUACCCUUGUUACCCCUUGUUACCCUUGUUACCCCUGUUACCCUUGUUACCCUUGUUACCCUUGUUACCCCUUGUUACCCUUGUUACCCUUGUUACCCUUGUUACCCCUUGUGUCCCUUGUUACCCUUGUUACCCUUGUUACCCCUUGUUACCCAUGUUACCCUUGUUACCCUUGUUACCCCUGUUACCCUUGUUACCCCUUGUUACCCUUGUUACCCUUGUUACCCCUUGUUACCCUUGUUACCCCUUGUUACCCUUGUUACCCCUUGUUACUGUUACCCUUGUUACCCUUGUUACCCUUGUUACCCUUGUUACCCCUUUUUACCCUUGUUACCCUUUUGUUACCCUGUUGUUACCUUGUUACCCCUUGUUACCCUUUGUUACCCUUUGUUACCCCUGUUACCCUUUGUUACCCUUUUGUUACCCUUGUUACCCCUUGUUACCCUUGUUACCCUUUUGUUAUUGCCUUGUUACCCUUUUUCCCUUUGUUACCCUUGUUACCCUUGUUACCCUUGUUACCCCUUGUUACCCUUGUUACCCCUUUUGUUACCCUUGUUACCCUUGUUACCCCUUGUUACCCUUGUUACCCUUUUUUACCCUUGUUACCCUUGUUACCCCUUUUACCCUUGUUACCCUUGUUACCCUUGUUACCCUUGUUACCCCUUGUUACCCUUGUUACCCCUUGUUACCCUUGUUACCCUUGUUACCCCUUGUUACCCUUGUUACCCUUGUUACCCUUGUUACCCCUUGUUACCCUUGUUACCCCUUGUUACCCUUGUUACCCUUGUUACCCCUUGUUACCCUUGUUACCCUUGUUACCCUUGUUACCCUUGUUACCCCUUGUUACCCUUGUUACCCUUGUUACCCUUGUUACCCCUUGUUACCCUUGUUACCCUUGUUGUUACCCCUGUUACCCCUUUGUUACCCCCUGUUACCCUUGUUGCCCUUGUUACCCUUGUUACCCCUUGUUACCCUUGUUACCCUUUGUUACCCUUGUUACCCUUGUUGCCCUUGUUACCCUUGUUUACCCUUGUUACCCUUGUUACCCUUGUUACCCCUUUACCCUUGUUACCCUUUGUUACCCUUGUUACCCCUGUUGCCCCUUGUUACCCUUGUUACCCUUGUUACCCCUUGUUACCCUUUGUUACCCUUUGUUACCCUUUACCCUUUGUUACCCUUGUUACCCUUGUUACCCUUGUUACCCUUGUUACCCUUGUUACCCUUGUUAUUUUGUUACCCUUGUUGCCCCUUGUUACCCUUGUUACCCUUGUUACCCUGUUACCCUACCCCUUUGUUUACCCCUGUUACCCUUGUUGUUACCCCUUGUUACCCUUGUUACCCCUUCUUACCCCUUGUUACCCUUGUUACCCCUUGUUACCCUUUUUACCCCUUGGUACCCUUGUUACCCCGUGUUACCCUUGUUACCCUUGUUACCCCUUGCUACCCUUGUUACCCCUUGUUACCCUUGUUACCCUUGUUACUUCCUGUUACCCCAUGUUACCCCUUGUUACCCCUGGUUACCCUUGUUACCUUUUGUUACCCUUGUUACCUCUUGUUACCCCUUGUUACCCUUUGUUACCCUUGUUACUCCUUGUUACCCUUGUUACCCUUGUUACCCCUUGUUACCCCUUGUUACCCCUUGUUACCCUUGUUACCCUUGUUACCCUUGUUACCCUUGUUACCCUUGUUACCCCCUUGUUACCCUUGUUACCCUUGUUGCCCUUUGUUACCCCUUUGUUACCCUUGUUACCCUUUUGUUACCCCUUGUUACCCUUGUUACCCUUGUUACCCUUUGUUACCCCUUCUUACCCUUGUUACCCCUUGUUACCCCUUGUUACCCUUGUUACCCCUUGUUACCCUUGUUACCCCUUGUUACCCUUGUUACCCCUUGUUACCCCUUGUUACCCUUGUUACCCCUUGUUACCCUUGUUACCCUUUGUUACCCUUGUUACCCUUGUUACCCCUUGUUACCUUUUUACCCUUGUUACCCCUUGUUACCCUUGUUACCCCUUGUUACCCUUUUUACCCUUUUGUUACCCUUUGUUACCCUUGUUACCCCUGUUACCCUUUUUGUUACCCCCUUUGUUACCCUUGUUACCCUUGUUACCCCUGUUACCCUUGUUACCCUUGUUACCCUUUUUGUUACCCUUACCCCUUGUUACCCUUGUUACCCCUUGUUACCCUUGUUACCCCUUGUUACCCCUUUGUUACCCUUGUUACCCCUUUGUUACCCUUGUUACCCCUUUGUUACCCUUGUUACCCCUGUUACCCUUGUUACCCCUGUUACCCUUUGUUACCCUUUGUUACCCCAUGUUACCCCUUGUUACCCUUGUUACCCUUGUUACCCUUGUUACCCUUGUUACCCUUGUUACCCUUGUUACCCUUGUUACCCUUUUUUACCCUUGUUACCCCCAGUUACCCUUGUUACCCCUUGUUAACCCCUUGUUACCCCUUGUUGCCCUUGUUACCCUUGUUACCCUUUGUUACCCCUGUUACCCUUGUUGCCCUUGUUACCCUUGUUACCCUUGUUACCUUUGUUAACCCUUGUUACCCUUGUUACCCUUGUUACCCUUGUUACCCUUGUUACCCUUUUUGCCCUUGUUUACUCCUUGUUACCCUUUGUUACCCUUGUUACCCUUGUUACCCUUGUUACCCUUGUUACCCUUGUUACCCUUGUUACCCCUUGUUACCCUUGUUACCCCUUGUUACCCUUUACCCCUUGUUACCCUUGUUACCCCUUGUUACCCUUUUUUACCCUUGUUGCCCUUGUUACCCUUGUUACCCUUGUUACCCCUUUACCCCUUGUUACCCAUUGUUACCCCUUGUUGCCCCUUGUUACCCUUUGUUACCCUUGUUAGCCUUGUUACCCUUUGUUUCCCUUGUUACCCUAUGUUACCCCUUGUUACCCUUGUUACCCUUUGUUACCCUUGUUACACCUUGUUACCCUUUGUUACCCUUGUUACCCCUUGUUACCCUUUGUUACCCUUGUUACCCUUGUUACCCUUUGUUACCCUUGUUACCCCUUGUUACCCCUUGUUACCCUUGGUUAUUCUUUGUUACCCUCUUUACCCCUUUUAACCCUUUGUUACCCUUGUUACCCUUGUUACCCUUUGUUACCCCUUGUUACCCCUUGUUACUCUUGGUUACCCUUGUUACCCUUGUUACCCUUGUUACCCUUUGUUACCCCUUGUUACCCUUGUUACCCUUGUUACCCUUGUUACCCUUGUUACCCCUUGUUACCCUUGUUACCCUUGUUACCCCUUGUUACCCCUUGUUACCCUUUUUACCCCUUGUUACCCUUGUUACCCUUGUUACCCUUGUUGCCCCUUGUUACCCUUGUUACCCCUUGUUACCCUUGUUACCCUUUGUUACCCUUGUUACCCUUGUUACCCCUUGUUACCCUUUGUUGUUACCCUUGUUACCCUUGUUACCCUUGUUACCCUUGUUACCCUUUGUUACCCUUGUUACCCUUGUUACCCCUUGUUACCCUUGUUACCCUUUGUUACCCCUUUUUACCCUGUUACCCUUUGUUACCCUUGUUACCAUUGUUACCCCUUGUUACCCUUGUUACGCCUUGUUAUUCUCGUUACCCUUGUUACCUGUUUUUACCCCUUGUUACCCUUGUUAUUCUUGUUAACCCUUUUUACCCUUCUUAUUCCUUGUUACCCUUGUUACCAUCUGUUACCCAUUCUUACCCUUGUUAUCCCUUGUUACCCUUGUUACCCGUUGUUGCCCUUGUUACUUCUUGUUACCCCUUGUUAACCCUUGUUACCCCCUGUUACCCCUUGUUACCCUUGUAAUCUCUUCUUACCCUUGUUACCCCUUGUUACCCCUUGUUACCCUUGUUACCCGUUGUUAGUCUUUUCACCUUUUGUUACCCUGGUUACCCCUUGUUACCCCUUGUUCCCCUUUUUACGCUUUGUUACCCUUUUUACCCCUUUUUACCCUUUGUUACCCUUGUUACCUCUUGUUACCCCUUGUUGCCCUUGUUAUACCUUGUUACCCCUUUUUACCCUUGUUACUCUUGUUACCCCUUGUUACCCCUUGUUACCCUUGUUACCCUUGUUACCCUUGUUACCCCUUGUUACCCCUUGUUACCCUUGUUACCCUUGUUACCCUUGUUACCCCUUGUUACCCCUUGUUACCCCUUGUUACCCUUGUUACCCUUGUUACCCCUUGUUACCCUUGUUACCCUUGUUCCCCCUUGUUACCCUUGUUACCCCUUGUUACCCUUGUUACCCUUGUUACCCUUUGUUACCCCUUGUUACCCCUUGUUGUUGUUACCCCUGUUAACCCCUUGUUACCCCUUGUUACCCCCUUGUUACCCUUGUUACCCUUGUUACCCUUGUUACCCUUUUUGUUACCCUUGUUACCCUUGUUACCCUUUUGUUACCCUUACCCUUGUUACCCUUGUUACCCUGUUACCCUUUUUUACCCUUGUUACCCUGUUACCCCUGUUACCCUUGUUACCCUUACCCCUGUUACCCUUGUUACCCUUGUUACCCCUGUUACCCUUGUUACCCUUGUUACCCUGUUACCCUUGUUACCCUUGUUACCCCUGUUACCCUUGUUACCCUUGUUACCCCUUGUUACCCCUGUUACCCUUGUUACCCUUGUUACCCCUGUUACCCCUGUUACCCUUGUUACCCUGUUACCCCUGUUACCCUUGUUACCCUUGUUACCCUUGUUACCCCUGUUACCCUUGUUACCCCUUGUUACCUCUUGUUACCCUUGUUACCCUUGUUACCCUUGUUACCCCUUGUUACCCUUGUUACCCUUGUUACCCCUUGUUACCCCUUGUUACCCUUGUUACCCUUGUUACCCUUGUUACCCCUUGUUACCCCUUGUUACCCUUGUUUCCCUUGUUACCCUUGUUACCCCUUCUUACCCCUUGUUACCCUUGUUACCCCUUGUUACCCUUUUUACCCUUGUUACCUCUUGUUACCCCUUGUUACCCUUGUUGCCCUUGUUACCCCUUGUUAUCCGUGUUACCUUUUCUACCUUUACCUCUUUCUCUUGUUACCUUUUUUCUUUUUUGUUUUUUUACCUGGUUGCUUUUUACUUUAUUUUUUUUUCCUCUGGUUUUCUUGUACCCUUUUUCUUUUGUUAGGAAUAUUUCCUCGUUGCUUUUUUUUCCUUUUUACCAAGUCCAUGUACAUGUCAGUACUUAAACCAUUGUCGCAUUAUAAAAAUACCAAAGUUGCUGGUGAUUUUAACUUGUAGUGGCCCAUGCUUUACUGUUCUUCUAAUUUGUUUUAUGUUACAUGACAUUGUGUAGGUUGAUCCAGACUGUUUGCGGUCACAUGUGUCUGAUCUUUUGCAUGCCCUUGUGUGUUGUUUUAAAGAUGACAGCUGGCCAGUUAGAGAUGGUGAGUUGUUCCCUUGUUUCCCUGUUCCCCUUGUUCCCUUUAUUCCCCUUGUUGCCCUCUUGCCCUGUUUUCCUUGUGCUCUUGUUGCCCUGGUUCUCUGUUGCCCUGUUCCCCAUUCUCUUGUUCCCCUGGUUGCCCUUUUCCUCUGUUCGCCUUGUUCCCUUGUUCCCCUUGUUGCCCUGUUCCCUUGUUCCCCUUGUUCCCUUGUUGCCCUGUUCCCCUUGUUGUCCUGUUCCUCUGUUCCUCUGUUCCUCUGUUCCUCUGUUCCUCUGUUCCCCUGUUUCCCUUGUUCCCCUGUUCUCCUGUUCCCCUUGUUCCCCUGUUCUCCCGUUCCCUUUGUUUCUCUAAUUGCUAUGUUCCCUUGUUCCCCUGUGCUCCUGUUCCUCUAUUUGCUAUGUUCCCUUGCUCCCCUUUUCUCCUGUUCCCUUUGUUCCUCUAAUUGCUAUGUUCCCUUGUCCCCCCUUCCCCUGUUCCCUUUGUCUUGUUUUUCCCCUGUUCCUCUUGUUCCCCUGUUCCCCUUGUUCUCCUUGUUCCCAUAAUUCCUAUUUUUCCCUGUUCCCCUUUAUAGUAAUUGCCAAUACAUAGUACAAAGAUUGCCACUUUUCACCAAUACACUGUAAGGUUUAACAUGCUUGCAUGUGCAAAAUUAUGUUAACUUUCCUUUCAGCUGCAUGUGUGGCCUGUGGAAAUUUUGUCCUUUGUUUCCCUGAGGAAUGCAGGUAGGUUUCAGAAAGUGGGUAACAGGGGUAGUGUUUGGAGUAUUUAUUCCAUCUCUUUAUUUAUUGCAGAAGGGAUGGAAACAAUACCCAAGUCUGCUGAAGACUGUAGCACACAGUCAAGCAAUGCAUUAUUAUAUUAUAUAUAUAUAUAUAUAUAUUAUUAUUAUAUAUAUUAUUAUUAUAUUAUAUAUAUAUAUAUAUAUAUUUUAUUUCUGUUCUGACUAGAUGAGUCUUUUAAGUAAAUGCCUGACAUGGCACUGGUGUCCAUGGCACUGGUGUGUCAGGAGAUUUCAUGGGGUCAUACAUGAACUACUGACCUAUAAUAGUGUGACUUCAUUUUGGGUUUUACAAUCAAACUUGAUUGUCUCAUAACGAGUCCAAUGGUCCACUAUUGGUCGAGAGGCAUGCAAAACCAUAUACUUACAUGUAUUGGUAGUUUCUGCUUUUAGCUUUUCUUUUCUUUUCUUUUUUAACAUUACUUGACAAUUAUUGGAUGAGGCAGAGUAUCAUUUGAAGAAUAAUAGAGAUUGAGGACUGUUCUGUAGAAUGGAUGUCAUUUUUCACAUAUCACAAACUUCUUCCAAAAAUUGGGUCAACAGUAGCUGGUUGUAACGAAUCAUCCGUUAGAUUUUAACCAAUCAGGAACAGAGAAAUAUUUUAUUGACAUAGCUUUUUUCCUCUCUAUAUGAAUAUACUUAUUGUAUGGGUAUCUCUCAGUUAUUUUGAAUCUGCAAACAAAAUGCCAUUGGAAUGAAACCUAUUUAGCAGCCUUUUUGCAUAGUACAAUUUAUUUCUAAGGAAAAAGGGUUAGAGAAUUGUGGUUUGCAUUAUAAGUUACAGUACUGUUGUAAAGCAAUAAGAGCAUUAAGAUUUUAAGGUCUAAUUGCCCUGCUGAUUGUUAACUGCUUGUUUUUGAUAGAAAAUCCCUUAUAAACUAAGUACCAGGGUCAUUAAAAACUUUAUUUUUAGUUUGUUCUAUUUUUGCCGUCUGUUUUCAGUCCCAGCAUGGAUGAACUAUAUCCACUGUUUUUUGGAAACUUGUCAGACGGUAUUCCAUCCGUACGACAGGGAGCUGCGAUGUCGCUUGGGAACGUUGUUAAAGCUUAUGGUAUGUUACAUGUUUGUUCACUAUUAUACCAGUCGAACCUCCUGUAAGUGACUACCAAAAAUGCAAAGACUCACUGAUCACUAAGUGAUCAGUGAGUCUUAUAGGAGGUGGUCACUCACUAGAAUCAAACCACAGGGGGCCUCUUCCAGGCUCAUCUUCUUUAUGGAAGAUAAUUCAUUGCAUGGGAUUUCCAAGUUACACCAUUAAUUUGUAGUUCCAUCUUGUCUUUAAAGUUCUUCAAAGACAUAUAUUCUAAUCUAGGUAGCAUGGUGCGCACAGCAAACAUAGAGAUCAGCGAACAAGUGAAGUAGUUGCUUACAAGAGGUUAAAAACAAUUGGAAAAUCAUGAAACUUUCAAGUCUAAAAAGUGGUCGCAGUCUCUGACUGGGAAAGUUUUGGUUUUUUGUACGGGUGAUCGCUUAUGGGAGGUGGUAGCUUACAAGAGGUGAUCGCCAGUGGAGUUUCGACUGUAAUUUAAGAGAGUGCUGGAGGAGCCUUAACUAGGUUCUGGUAGUCCUUGUGGAUGCCUUGUUCCAAUAAUAUUUUGUUCCAAUAAUAUUACUAUUACUUUCAGGCGAAAGUGCUCUAGCCAUUGUGCUAAAGAAAAUAACAGAUGGUCUGCAAGGAGUUGAUAAACAGGAAGCCACAACAGAAAAGUAGGUUUUUGGAAAAAAAUAUACUUUUAAUUAGCCAAUUAACAUACACACAGUUUCUAUAGCUGGGCUGUAUUUGAGUGAUUUUACGUUAUUUCACAUUUUUGUUGAAAUAGCAGUAAUUUAUUAUGUUGUGUAUUAUUUAAGGCAUACUUUCAAGCCCUUGCUGCUAGAAUCUUUGUGUAUUUUCAUAGCAUCAUCUUUUUUGCCCUUUCAACAGGUAUGCAGGGAUAGAAAAGGGUCCUGCAACAUUUGGAGUGAUAAAGAGACUUAGAGACAAUGAUAUGGAGCUACAUACAGACAGACAGGUGUGGUAUCAUGACUUGAAUCUUUUACUCACUGGAAUUAUCAUCAUGUGUAAAAGAUGUAAAAGAAGCUCUAACUGGAGUCUGUGAAUAAAACCAUAUGGUAUGACUAUUAAAAUGAAAGCUACUGAGCAGUACUUUCCUGUGGUACUGUUUAUUAUGCUGUACAAGGUGGUUCUAACUUUUGAGUCUGUGGAUGAAAUCCUAUGGUGUGACCAUUCAAAUGAAAGCUACUGAGCAGUACUUUCCUGUGGUACUGUUUAUUAUACUGUACAAAGUGGUUCUAACUUUUGAGUCUGUGGAUAAAAUCCUAUGGUGUGACCAUUCAAAUAAAACCUUUUUUGGCUGAACUUUCAGAUGGUACUGUUGUUUUUCAGCAUUUUAUGAAAACUUCAGGAGUUCUCACAGAGUUCACUUAUUCGAAGUAUACUGAUAAAGAAGUUGUGCUAUGUUAAAGUACUGGAUAUUAAGAGGUUCCAUUUGGAUAGUCAGAUCACUGGAUAUGAUGUAAUCAAAGACUCUAACUUACACUCUGCAUCAUAUCGGUUUUACAGUUCAUAUGAUGUUCCUUUUCCUCCAUGAAGAAUUUUAACUUUCACCUUUUUCCCUUAAGAUGUACUCGUGUGGCUCCCUGGCCCCUAAAAUGAGAAGAGGUGGUGGAUGUGCGGACCAUCUCUUUAGAAGACCAGCUGAAUCAUGGGAGAAAGCCGAUGGGUAAGAUGAACUUUACUCUGUAUUUUGUAGUUAAAUCUGUUGUCAUGUGAAACUAGUAUGCUACCCAGUUUGAUACAGAAUUUCUUUUUUCCUUACACCUUCUAAACUCAUUAAUAAUUCAUAUAGAAAAUACUAUGAGUAUUUGGAAAUCAGAUGAAAAACCGCUCAUUUUUGCAUCCUUAAUUUCUCAUUCUAAAAUCAUUUUGUUUGAGAAGUAAUAUCAAGCAUUCGACAUAGUGUUUCAUCACCAGAUGAAACACGCCAAAGUUCGUCAAAAAUACUCUGCUGCAUGUCAUAUUUUCAACUCUCUUCUGAGGCUUUCAUCUGGUGAUGAGACACUGCGUCUCAUGUUAAUAUCUUAAUAUGUCUUAAAAUACCCAAUAUUCACUAACAUACAAAAUUUUCCAAAUUGAUCUCCACAACUUUCCUUAAUGAAUUUUUAGACAGGAGAACUUGUUAUAAGAUAUCAAAGCAAUUCUAUUAGAUGUUCAUCUUAGUUAUUCUUAUAACUUCUUUCUUUAUUAUAAAUGGAUUGAUACUAUUAGGAAAAAAUUGAUGUUGAUUACUUUAAUUUGGACUUCAAGGAGUUAAAAUCAUUCACCUGAGAAUGCUUUACAUCUAGUGGACAGGUGAGCUUGUUUAACCCUUUAAGUCCCAAUAGUGACCAACACUAAUUUUCUCCUAACAAUAUCCAUAUGUAGUCAAGAGAUAAGGCUAUGAGAAGUAAUAAAAUGAUCACCAAAAAGAAAAUGCUUUGAUCUUUUGUUUAAUUCUCUCAACUAAUUAUUAAAGGAAAUGCAUAGAGAUAAGUUUGGAGAAUUUGUAUGUGGAUACUGGGGCUUUUAAAAAGGGUCAAUAAGAUAUGAGAUCAGCAUGAGCUCACUGUGUAUGGUAUAAUGAUGUUUAUUGAUAUUUUUUCUUAUCAGUUGUGUGGACUUACUCGCAGAACUAUCAGCCAACCCCAAGACUCACAAAGAAGUCAUCAAGUUAAUCCCACUCGUGUCACAGGCUGCCCACCACAAACAUUAUACACAGCAUCUCCAUCUUUUGGAAACUGUUUGUACUCAGGUAAAUAUUUAAUAGUAUUUAUUACUAUAACAAAUAACCUCCAAACCUUCAGAUACUUGAACUUUCCAUAUUUUCCCUUUCAACGUAGAUUUUAUAACUAGGCUAUUGCACUUUGUGUACAGCUUGCUGCAUUGUUAUAAACUCGUAGGUGUUCGGGCCUUUUCUGAUAAUGUUUGGACUAUGAAAUAAUGCAGUGCUCAACAGAAUAAGAACUACCACUUUCUAUCAAGUUUUUCAUUUUGUUGACGACAGAGAAGUCAAAGAAAGUUUGUAUGUUUUUUAGUAAUAAAUUAUACUAUAACGCAUAUUUGGUUAUAUACAUAUGCGAAUUUGCACAUUAUAAGUAAUAAAAUUAUUAAAAUUAUUAUUAUUAAAUGCUAAAAUAAUGUUUUUCAUUUGUCAGUUGCCCGUCAUUGCCAAAGGCAUUGGAAAAAAUCAGUUUAAAAGAUACCUUGAGCUCUUUAUUGAUACAAUAUUCUACAGCCUGGUAAGAUUCAUUUCAUCUUUUAUUUUUUUAUUAUUAUUUUAUUGCUGGGCUGCCUGUGCGGCCCAGUUAUAAAUUCGGUUUUCGGUCGUCGGUGCAGAAAAACGGCCUCCCGGGGGAGGGAAGACACAAAGGUCUGGUACCGAGAAACGAUGUAACUGUAUAUCAUGCAAAAUAAGCAGUUUCUAACUUUUGAGUCUGUCGACGAGAUCCUAUGGCAUGACCACAUUCAAAUGAGACCUCUUUAGCACAACCUUUCACCUCGUUAUAUUUAUUUUUGUUCGGUAGAAUUUGAUAAAGUUAAUGAAAUUUGGUUUUGAUCAAUAGUUAACCCAGGUUUACUGAUGUACCGUAAAAUUCCGAAAAUAAGCCCCUCCAUGUAUAAGCCCCUCCAAAUGUAAGCUCUUCAAACUCGUAACGCAAAAAACCCUCCGUUAAAUCGCCCCUCCAAAUAUGAGCCCCCCGGGGGCUUGUACAUAGAAAUUGCCCUCAAAUACAAAGUAAAACAAAGCAAAAACGGAAAAUUUCCCUCUAACUAUAAGGCUAGCCCAAUCGAUUUUCAAACGCAAAUUUCGCUCUGUAUAUAAGCCCCUCCGAAUAUAAGCCCCUCAAAAAGGGCCUUUGAAAAAUGUAAGCCCCGGGGAUUAUUUUCGGAAUUUUACGGUUUUCAUUUUGUGUUCUCUUCUAUCACUCAGAAAUGUGACAAUGCACUGACUUCAACUGCAGCUUCAGAAUGCCUUUCUCAAUUCAGUACAUUGUUAGGGCCAUCAAUAUUAAGAGGACGGAUAGAGAUGCACAACCCAAGGUAA